This is a messenger RNA of Periophthalmus magnuspinnatus, 1416 nucleotides long. RefSeq lists its product as uncharacterized. The transcript is spliced from 2 exons. Bases 19 to 1257 code for a protein of 412 amino acids. The record is from RefSeq and is a predicted model, not a curated record. Lineage: Eukaryota; Metazoa; Chordata; Actinopteri; Gobiiformes; Gobiidae. Gene Ontology annotation, biological process: toll-like receptor signaling pathway; immune response; inflammatory response. Gene Ontology annotation, cellular component: membrane. Gene Ontology annotation, molecular function: transmembrane signaling receptor activity.
GUCAGCACUCAAAGAGAAAUGGAGAGUGCAGAGUUUGUUCCUCUCGAGCUCUCUCAGAGAGAGUCCUACCACGUUUUCUGCAGCUACAGCAGCACUGACUACCAGUGGACACACGCUCUCAUCCAGCAUCUGGAGGACAGGGGCCUGAGGGUGUGUGACCAUGAGAGAGACUUCACUGCGGGACGUCCUAUCUUGGAGAACUUGGCUGAAAGCAUUCAGCAGAGCCAGAAGGUGCUACUGAUCCUGAGCGCAGAGUUUGUGAGGAGCCGCUGGUGUCUAAUGGAGGACAACAUGUCCAUGUUCAGAGACUGUCUGCAGAGGAAGCCCAUAGUGCCAGUGCUGCUGCAGCGAGACCUGCAGGUCCCUCUGCACCUGGCUCACCUCACAUACCUGGAUGUCCAGCUGCCAGACUUCAGACAGCAGUUACUCCGAGUGCUGUGUACACCUAACCAGGAAAUGCAGAGCUCCACUGUGGUGUCCUACCAGCCCCCAUCCCUCUACAACGGCAAGAGCCUCGAGCCACUGUCUGCCAUAAAUCAAGAGCAGCUCAAUAAAGAUUAUUUUAAAGAGUUUGACUGUGGAGUGUGGAGCGACAGUGUACCUGACCAACUCAGCCAGGUCAUCCAGCACCCAGAGCGCUACAGAGAGGCCAUCAGGAUCAUCAACACUGUCGCCCAGACUAAAGUGAGGUUUGGGUCACUCUGGAAGAUAAUGGUGGCCAUACUUGUGCUAAUAUUAGUUGUUGGGGUCUACUACUUACUAAUAUCAUUAUUUAUUGGGUUGCCAUUCUGGGAAAAUGCACCAAAAGGAUUACAAACAGCAACAGCUGUGUUUUUAUUUCUAUCGGUAAUAUGGGUUAUAUACAAAGUGUAUGUCCUCUAUCAGAAUGAGAAAAAGCGUAUUGUGCGAGAGCUGCAAAAGGCCAUUGGUCAGGCCAACAGCAUUCUGUUUGAGGAGCACGUCCUGAUAGGCUCUCAGUCACCCUCUAAACUCCUCCUGGUUUAUGUGAGUGUGGAGGGCUGCAGAGAGGAGCUCAGUGCUCUGUCCCAGGACCAGGACUUCUUUCAUACAGCCAUAGUGGAGCACUCCUGUGGGUAUGCCUGCUGUCUCGCUAAACAGCUCCUCCCCUUUGAGACAACGCCCACCGAUGGUCACCUGGAGGGAGGCGUGUGCUUCUGUCAGUAUGUUAUAAACCAGAUGUUGAUAGGACAGACCAGGAGGUUUUGCUGCUGCAAGAUACCAGUAUCUGCUGUGUAGUAUGUUCUAUUUUUGUAAGCCAACAAUACAGUUGUUAUAAAAAAAAAAAAAAUGUUUGAUUUGAUUCUUUUAUUACCUGGACUAUUCAUGUGGACACCUUAUAGAUACAUAGUAGAACUUAUACCUAAGUGGUGAUUGUUUUUGCAAUUUCGGCACAAA